Molecule: messenger RNA, 1113 nt
Organism: Xenopus laevis (African clawed frog)
Lineage: Eukaryota; Metazoa; Chordata; Amphibia; Anura; Pipidae
Gene: tsfm.S
Product: Ts translation elongation factor, mitochondrial S homeolog
Exons: 6
Coding region: 107-1048 (313 amino acids)
Source: RefSeq, a predicted model, not a curated record
GUUCUAUCUCCCACGUCUUCUCAGAAGCAACUUUAUUUGUUACAAACACAGGUACAAAGUGGCAAACGUGCGUCAUCAUCUUGCGUCCUGUCAUUUUGUAGGAAACAUGGCUGCGCUGUGUAAUAACCUGCGUGCCAAGCUCCUGUCAUGGCAGCCGGUUGGACUGUUCCACACAGGGGCGAGGCUCCUGGCAGCAGACAAGGAGCUCCUGGUGAAGCUCAGAAAGAAGACGGGCUACUCUUUUAUCAACUGCAAGAAGGCUCUGGAGCAAUUUGGCAAUGAUUUGCAGCAAGCAGAGACAUGGUUGCACCAGCAGGCUCAGAAAGAAGGAUGGGACAAGGCUUCCAAACUUCAGGGAAGGAAAACUAGAGAGGGUCUUGUGGGGCUGCUGCAAGAUGGCAACACCUCUGUGUUGGUGGAAGUGAACUGUGAAACAGAUUUUGUUGCUAGGAAUUCAAAGUUUCAGCAGCUGGUUCAGCAGAUGGCUGUGAGCACUCUGAGGCACUGCCAAAGUCAUCAGCAGAAUACAUCUUCUUAUGUCAAGGGAUUUCUAUGUGGUGAAGAACUCUUACAGAUGAAAGCUGAGGAGUCAUUAUUAAAAGAUCAACUUGCUUUGCAAAUAGGGAAAUUGGGUGAAAAUAUGAUUAUGAAGAGAGCUGCUUGGGUGAAGACUCAGUCUGAUAUCUUUAUAGGCUCUUAUAUGCAUGGCAUUCUCAUGGCAGAACUGCCAUCCCUAUCUAACAUGACAUUUGGAAAAUAUGGGGCUCUAGUAAUAUGCAAAGAUUCCAAUGGUAACCUUAAGAGCAACAUAUCUGAAAUUGGACGCAGGUUGGGCCAGCAUGUUGUGGGAAUGAACCCUCUGUCAGUGGGUGCCCCUGAGGAUGAAUCUAGUGGGGAGACGGAGACCAAGAUGCUUGCUCAGCCCUUUCUUCUGGAGCCCAGUCUGACAGUGGGGCAGUAUUUGCAGCCACGAGGAAUAAAUGUGCUGGACUUUAUACGCUUUGAGUGUGGAGAAGAAGCAGGAUCGACAGAAUCAAGCCAUAAUUAACACUUGAACAUUCCCUGUUGAGCCUUUAGAUAUAAAAUAAAUACCGUUUUGUUUUUUUUUUCCCA